AUGUCCUCAACCUGCUACACACUAUCACGAGUCCCCGCCAUACAGUCUGUUUGGCACGAACACGCCCCUCGAAUUGGAUUCUCCACGCCCUUUGUGUUACAUGCACUACUAGCCAUUUCCGCGCUUCAUCUUGCGCGCUGCGAACCCCAUCGGCGUGCUGGCUGUUUCUCUCGGGCACAAUGGCACCAUGAUAUCGCCAUUCGCAGUGUUGUGCCGGCCGUUCCCUCUCUUGCAUCCGAGAAUAGUGUCGCACUUUUCUUAUUUUCGUCCCUUACAUGUAUCUUCUCCUGUGCGUGUAACCGCGAUGAGGAAAGCUUUUUGACUUUGUUCGAAGGGGGUCGACUAUGCGAUUGGGUUCGCCUAUUUCGCGGAACGAAAACCAUUAUUGAUUCCAGCAGCGAGGACUUCCGCACCGGAAAGCUCGCACCUAUCUUUCUAAAUGGCUCCCAUUCAUCAGCUGUGCGCCGUGGGCCACAGGCCAUGGUCCUGGGCCAGAUGUAUGUUUGGGAAUUAAAGAGAAUGAUUGACAAGCAAUGCUCUCACAACGAGCCACUUCUGCGAACUUAUCAAGAGACCGUAGACAAUGUUGGCCGGACGCUGGGAGUGGUUCUGAAAUUGGGCGAGGGACGGGGUCUUGAAACAGCAGACGUUUUUGCAUGGCUGCUUGAAGUAUCGGAUGAUUACUUGGACCUGUUGCGAACAUGGGAUCCCAUCGCCCUUAUCAUAUUUUCAUAUUUCUGCGUGGCUCUCCGCCAGAUUGAAUGGAUGUGGUGGAUGGAGGGACUCAGUGGGCGACUUAUGAAGCAGAUAACCUCUGUUCUUGAUGAGAAAUAUUGCAGCUGGCUGAGGUGGCCGAAAGAGCAAAUUGGAUGGGAUACUCUGGGAUCUUCAUGA
This is a messenger RNA of Penicillium lagena, 894 nucleotides long. RefSeq lists its product as uncharacterized. The transcript has a single exon. Gene Ontology annotation, molecular function: DNA-binding transcription factor activity, RNA polymerase II-specific. Bases 1 to 894 code for a protein of 297 amino acids. NCBI's taxonomy places the organism in Eukaryota, Fungi, Ascomycota, Eurotiomycetes, Eurotiales, Aspergillaceae. The record is from RefSeq and is a predicted model, not a curated record. Gene Ontology annotation, biological process: regulation of transcription by RNA polymerase II.